AUGGUCCUCAGAAUAGGUUAUGUUCGCGAGCACUUCUCCUCCCCGCUUCUGCAGUUCGCGGCGGACGACGCUGGCGAGACCUUCACUCUCGUUGAGUGUCCUAGCGGCACUGGCCAACUUAUCUCUCGGCUGACCAACGACGAGAUCGAUGUCGCGAUUGCCCUCACGGACCCUCUCAUCUCCGGCAUCGCCAAGGGUUCUGAGGCUUACAAGCUCGUUGGCAGCUACGUCAGCACCCCACUGAACUGGGCCGUUAUUACUGGGAAGAACACCAAGUACGAGCGCAUCGAAGAUCUUAAUGGCACGACCAUCGGUAUCUCAAGGCUUGGAAGUGGGAGUCAAACUAUGGCCUACGUAAUGGCCUUGCAACAAGGGUGGCCUACCGACAAUCUCCUGUUCAAAGUUAACAACGACAUUCGGGGUCUCAUCGACUCGGUCAAUGACGGCUCGACUAGUGCCUUCAUGUGGGAAUGGUUCACAACCAAGCCUUACCAGGAUGCAGGCGAAGUUCGCUUCAUUGGCUCUGUGCCCACCCCUUGGCCGUCCUGGAUGAUCGCAGCACAUCCGACCCGUGCACCUGCUCAGGCUCUCAGCACCUUCCUACAGCAGCUUUCUGGCUACGUUCGCGUAUUCGAUUCGAAAGAGAAGCGCGAGAAGGACGAUGUCGAGUUCAUCAGGGAGAAGUUCGGAUAUCGUGAGGAAGACAUCAAGGCAUGGCUUGCAACUGUCGGCUAUCCUCCAGACUGCGCCACGAUUGACACUAAAGUCAUUGAAGAUACUCUCACUGUGCUUGAGAAGGCCGGAUUCAUCAAGAGUCCUGGGGAUGGUUUCAAGGUGGAACAAUUCGUGAAUCCUGACGUAGCGAGGCUCGUAUAGAAACAGAGGAUAAUGAUUAAAUUAGAAGAAAACGUAUGUGUACAACUCGUGAAAGGGCACUAAAUAUAAAAUCGUUCAGCAUAAGGAAGUAACUACUUCGUCGUAACCUUUCUCGUCAGCAGUCUCAUCCGCUCCGCAUUCCUCUUCCGGCGGUCGAUAUCGACGUCGACACUCUUGUUGUCCUUCAUGAUGCCGGCGCUCAUCGACGGCGCAACCGUAUAACUGCCCAGCUCCCUCGUCGGGAUCGAAACAGCAUUCUUGCGCACCUUGUUCUUGUCGCUUUCCCGUGCACGCGCCAGGAUGGUGUUGAGCCGCUCGCCCGGACGUGUGCCGGCCUCGCCACGGACGUCAAUAGUCUCGAUGGUACGGUCGCGGUACGAUGCACUGCGUUUGAUAAUAGGCCGCGACCACUGCGAGACGAGGUCGUUUGCGAUGCGCUGGAUGUCGGGCGUGACCUUCUUGCACUUGGUGUAGAACACGAUGACACGGCCGAGCUUCGACUCUUUGAGGACAUCCUUGUCGAUAUACUCCAUCUUCUUCAGAAUUGGGAAGAACUCUUUUUGAAUGUCGAGAGCAGGGAGCGAGUGGUCGGGUAGUGGUUCGAGCCACCGCCGGACGCCUUCGAGCAAAUUGUUGUCCACGAUGGACUGGGCUAAGGCGGCCCUACAGAGUGGUCAGCGCAAGAUUGAUUUACUACUGAGGGGACCACGCACUUUCGCAACGUCUCGACAACCUGUGGCAGCAACCGAAGCUUCGAUGUCGCAGGCAGCUUCUCCUUGUUGGCCUCUUCGUCACGUAUCGCAACUAUCAACAUAUCCUCCCGAAGCCUGGACACCACCUCGUCAGCCGCACGAUCGAGAAUAUCAUCCUCGUUUUUGUGCUUUCGGGGCCGCGAUGCCUUCUUUGGCUUCAGGAUGGCAUCAAUCCGCAUGGCCAUCUGCGCUCUCCUUGCUGUCCGCAUCUCAGUAUCCGCACCAGCAACACGGCAUGUAAGCAACGCACCUUCCUCGGGGGGCAGCUGGCUCAAGUCAAUCUCUUCGGGCUGGACCCGCCUCUUCCGCUUGCGUUGCGCAGGACGCCCCUCUGCGUCACCGUCCUCGCCCUUGCGCCGCCGCGUCCGCUUCUGCUUCUGCUUUUGUUCAUGCUUCUCCCUCUGGGCUUCCUCACCGUCCUCGCCGGAAGAUUCAGCGGUCUCGCCGUGAGGUGACUGCCUGGAGCGGACAGCUGACGGGGCUGAGGAGGCGCUGUUCGGUC
Molecule: messenger RNA, 2130 nt
Organism: Phanerochaete carnosa HHB-10118-sp
Lineage: Eukaryota; Fungi; Basidiomycota; Agaricomycetes; Polyporales; Phanerochaetaceae
Exons: 10
Coding region: 1-876 (291 amino acids)
Source: RefSeq, a predicted model, not a curated record